Tribolium madens (black flour beetle) is the source of this 1788-nucleotide messenger RNA. Its product is annotated as organic cation transporter protein-like. Gene Ontology annotation, cellular component: membrane. Bases 114 to 1592 code for a protein of 492 amino acids. The record is from RefSeq and is a predicted model, not a curated record. The transcript has 4 exons. Gene Ontology annotation, biological process: transmembrane transport. NCBI's taxonomy places the organism in Eukaryota, Metazoa, Arthropoda, Insecta, Coleoptera, Tenebrionidae. Gene Ontology annotation, molecular function: transmembrane transporter activity.
AUUUCAGUAUUGUAACAUUGUGUUUGCAAAGCACACGUUAAUUUUCAUUAGUUUGUGAUUCCAAAUUAUGCUUUAGUAACAUUUCUUAGUGUAGUAGUGUUUAGUUAAAAACAAUGACGCAGAAAGAUGAGGCAGGUUCGGACAUCAUCCAAAAAUCGAUUGGAAUCCUUGGAAGAUGGCACAUAGCAGUAUGUUUCAUGAUUUUUCUCGUCAAAUUUCCGGUAGCUUGGCACCAACUCGGCAUUGUGUUUCUAGCACCUCCUGUAGAAUUCUCCUGCAUUGAUAACAAAAGUGAUAAAUGUUCCAAUGAUUGUAAUAAACACAUUUUUGACAGAUCAAUUUUUACUGAAACAAUCGUCACCCAAAGGGACCUUGUGUGUACUAGGACAUAUCUAGCAAGUCUAGCCCAGACUAUAACCAUGCUUGGGAUACUGUUCGGGAAUAUGCUUUUCGGUUACCUUUCUGAUAGAUUUGGAAGAAGAGGUCCACUGACUGGAGCUGUGGUGUUGCAAGUUGUUUGUGGGAUUUGUACUGCGUUUGUUCCCUAUUUUUCACUCUUUCUUGUAAUGCGUUUUUUGACUGCUCUGGCGACGGGAGGUACAAUGGUCAUUAGUUUUGUACUAGUAAUGGAGUUAGUGGGGUUACAGUGGCGAACCACAAUGGGAAUUCUCUACCAAAUCCCCUUUAAUCUCGGCCACAUGUUAAUGCCCUUAUUUUCCUAUUUUCUCCGAGACUGGAAAUAUUUCCAAAUUGCAAUAUCCAUACCUGCUGUUAUUCUAAUCUCUUACUAUUGGGUUCUGCCAGAGUCUCCUCGUUGGUUACUAACAGUUGGUAAAAAGGACAAAGCAAUCAAACUUUUAGAAAAAGCCGCCCAUUAUAACAAACUCCCGACGAAAAAUAUCAAAGAAGACGUUUACAACUAUAUGAAAAAGAACAAAAUCAGUGAAGAGAAACAAGCUGGCAACAUUUUAGAUUUAGUAAAAACGCCAAUAAUGAGAAUGUACACUUUUUGUGUUGGUUUCAACUGGUUCGUCUGCGGAUUAUGUUUCUACGGAAGUGCACAAUACAUUGGCCAAAUGGGAGGAAAUAUUUUUAUUAACGUAGCUCUAUCUGGUGUUAUCCAAAUCCCUAGUACUUUCUUUUCAAUCUGGGCUGUGAAAGCGUGGGGACGAAAACAAACUUUAAUUUUUAGCAACAUUUUAGCAGGGAUUUCUUGUCUUUUGAUAGCUUUGGUUCCUGAAGAACCAGCGUGGAUAAGGAUAUCUUUGAGCUGUGUAGACAUGUUUGCAUUAAUUGUGUCUUUUCCAACGGUGUACAUUUAUUCAGGAGAACUUUUCCCGACUGUUGUUAGAAAUAUUGGUGUGGGCACAUCGUCAAUGUGUGCAAGAUUUGGCUCGAUGGCUGCACCGUUUAUUGCAGGACUUAUUACACUUCAGACGUGGUUGCCACCGGUUAUUUUUGGGAUUGUACCCCUUAUUGGAGCAGUGCUUUGUAUAAAAUUACCCGAGACACUUGAUUGCAAAUUACCUGAUACAAUUGAAGAAGCGGAACAGUUUGUAAAAACAACGGAUUGUAAUUCGGAAACAAAAUGAAAAUAAAGAGUCAAAAAAUAAAGUCUCAAAUAAGUUAUCUAACAUUCAAAAAUCGUAAAUCCCCUUCUACAGUACAGUCUAGAACAAAAAAAUCAGAUGACCCUUCUUUCUUAAUUUCAGUUGACUGUUUUAAUGCCACAUUUAUUUUUUACAAUUGAAUAUAAACAACUAUUUAUCAUGUACUUGACUUGUACUC